AACCGGUACUUUGCGGGCCAUGUUUAUAAAGACUUUUUUGUUUAUUUUGGUCCGUACUAUUAUUACCUCCUUAAAUGUUUAACAAUCUUUUUUUAACACCCUGUAUAAAUGUUUUUGAUACUACAUUUUAGAAUUUUGUGUUGGAACCAUUAAGGGUUGUAUAACUCAAAUAUUACCCUCAAAACGCUGCAUUCUUUCAGGUUUAUUGACCUACCGAUUCCUUUGAAGCUAAUUGGGUACCUACCACAACUUUCGACACCAAAAUGUGGAAUUUUUUUCUAUUUUCAAAAAUUUUUUUCUACUUAUGUGUUAUCGUAACGAAAGGGAGCAAGUACAUAGAAAAUUUCAACGAUGUUACAGAAAUUUCUCAUUGGAGUGAACAAUCUGAUACUGUACAAGACGUAGGAAAAUCAAAAGGGAGCUUAGUCCUUCAAAAAACUGUAAAUUUCCAACGAGCAAUUUUAUUCACAUUGCUUAAUCCUCAACCGUGUGGGGCUGCUUUUGCAGGCGUCCAGAAACAAAUACCCCUUGAUUUAAGUGGUUUUAGGAGCAUUUCACUCAAAGUGAGAGGACAAGGGUCUUUCAAAGGCUACAAAUUUAUUCUCAAAGAAGCGAGAUAUAAUUAUUCAUUCUGUAAUUUCUUUGAAGCCCCUGACAAUUUUCAAGAAGAGAUACUUUCUCUACAAGACUUCAAACCGUAUUAUGAAGGAAAAUUGGUCAAUGACUCUGGGGUUUCUCUAGACUUGUCCAAAAUAACAUCAAUUGGGAUACAAGCAUAUGGGGGUGUUUAUCUGCCAAGGAAACAGUCAGGGGUUGGCAGUUUGGAAAUAGACUGGAUCAGAAAAAAUAAUUAAAAUGCUAUUUUUAAUUCAUUAAACUGUACACAAAAAUAAACGGAAUCAAGCAGGCAUGUGCUUACUUUUAACUGCUUUGAGGAUAGAAUCGCUCGAGUCUGAAAUUC
Messenger RNA from Tribolium madens (black flour beetle), 961 nucleotides. RefSeq lists its product as uncharacterized. The coding region runs from base 264 to 854 and encodes 196 amino acids. The transcript is spliced from 2 exons. The record is from RefSeq and is a predicted model, not a curated record. NCBI's taxonomy places the organism in Eukaryota, Metazoa, Arthropoda, Insecta, Coleoptera, Tenebrionidae. Gene Ontology annotation, biological process: NADH dehydrogenase complex assembly.